Messenger RNA from Fragaria vesca subsp. vesca, 930 nucleotides. RefSeq lists its product as uncharacterized. The record is from RefSeq and is a predicted model, not a curated record. The transcript has 3 exons. Lineage: Eukaryota; Viridiplantae; Streptophyta; Magnoliopsida; Rosales; Rosaceae. The coding region runs from base 64 to 771 and encodes 235 amino acids. Gene Ontology annotation, cellular component: mitochondrial matrix.
AGUGAAGCAUUAUAGUAGUUGUGAAUACCUAAACCCCCAAAUCCUUAAACCCUAAACGCUGAAAUGGCUCGAUUAAUCCGAAUUGCUCAAACUAGGCUUCGGAAUUGUAGUUCAUGUUCACCCAAAACCCUAAUCAACAGGCAUCCAAAUCCUCCUCUGCUGCGAUGGCACAGCAUGCCCUACACUUCUGAGGCACUUCCCACAUCGCCCUUGACUUCCAACAUCCUUAGAAUCCUCCGCACAGAGAUCGAGUACCAGUCCGACUCUGCUCCUCCUCAUCAGCCUCCAACAAAGUUCAAUUCUUUUGCGGUGGAAGAUCGGCCCGGCGAGCAGUGGAUUACAAUGAGAGGCAAAUUUGGAGAUAGUGAAGACAUCAAGAUUGAAGUUACUAUGUUUGAUGGGUAUGAAUCGGUUCCCAAGACCGGAGAUGAGAGCUCCGGGGAAGAUUUGCGUCUUCACAUUAGUGUGCUUGUUGAUAUUUCCAAGGGUGAUGGCUCCAAUGAUCUCGAGUUCCUUUGCUCUGCCUGGCCGGACAGUUUGGAGAUUCAGAAAGUUUAUGUUCUUCACCGUGGUAGAAUGCCGGCUAAGCCUUAUUUGGGACCUGAUUUCAGGGAUGUGAAUGAGGAGAUUCAAAAGAAGCUUCGUGGUUAUUUAGAAGCAAGAGGAGUAAAUGAUGAGCUUUCUUUGUUCUUGCAUCAGUAUAUGAUGAACAAGGAUAGAAUAGAACUCAUCCGAUGGUUGGGGAAUCUCAAGUUGGCUGUGGAGAAAUAGAAUGCUACACUUGUAAGACCUCAAGUUACACUUGAUGGGAUCAUUUGUUCUCCUUCUGAUGGUAUUGAUAGUGGAAUUAGGUUCCGCACACGAUUGACUAUCUGUGUAUGCUGUAGUUGAAAGCAUUACUUGAAAAGUGUCAAGGUAUGUAAGAAUGUA